This is a messenger RNA of Aureococcus anophagefferens, 1417 nucleotides long. RefSeq lists its product as hypothetical. The transcript is spliced from 2 exons. The record is from RefSeq and is a predicted model, not a curated record. Gene Ontology annotation, biological process: transmembrane transport. Bases 41 to 1168 code for a protein of 375 amino acids. NCBI's taxonomy places the organism in Eukaryota, Pelagophyceae, Pelagomonadales, Pelagomonadaceae.
CCGGGCCACCGCCUGCAAUGGAGCUAUAGCGCAGCUAGGAAUGAAGCAGAGCGCUGCGACGUUAUACUUGUUGGGAUGCGGUGUUUUGGGUUUGAGCGAUGCGUCGACGUGGUCACCGCCAGGAUCCACCUCAGUGUUUGAAAGGUCUUUGACUCAGAAAGGUGUGAAGCGGCUGGUGAGCCAUCAGAGGUCUUUAGAACUGUCGAAUGGUGGCGCGGUUCAUGGCAAUGGUUUCGACCGGGCGUUGCACGUGGUGUUUAGCGGAUUGUACAAAGGUCCAGCCCCUGCUUGUGCGACGACAGCACUGGCAAGGAACCUGAAAUUUCUAGCAGCGGGCGCAAUCGCUGGAGUGGUGUCUCGCACACUAGUAUCUCCUUUGGAGGUGGUGGCCAUGGCGACGGUGGGCGCAGUAGACGGGCCUAUGGACGUGCUCAUAAAGUUGUGGGCACUAGAAGGCGCAACAGGUUUUUAUAAGGGUAAUGGUGCGAACUGCCUCAAGGUGGCACCAACAAAAGGCAUUCAGUUUGUGUCCUNUGAGUUUCUCAAACGGCAGGUUUUGCUUUGGAAGCGCUGGUGUGACAUCCCCGAAGUACUCGAGCCAAUCGAACGUCUUGUAGCCGGUGGCUUUGCGGGUAUGGUCGCAGCCGCAUGUGUCUAUCCAUUGGAGACUGUGAAAUCGUUAUUGACGGUUGAAAGCGGGAAAUAUGGGACGGGAAUUGUCGACGCCCUAAAAGCCCUUGUGGAUGAGCAGGGUUUGUGCGCUCUCUAUCGCGGUCUCGUCCCUACUCUCAUCGCCAUGUUCCCCUACGUCGGUGUUGAAUUCUGCACCUACGAAACUUGCCGAUCUAUCAUCACCUCAUCCGAAAAUUCUCGAAUGACCACAUUCGAAACUAUGUGCCUUGGCGCCUUUGCCGGUAUGGUUGCACAGACUAGCUGCCACCCACUUGAUGUGGUACGCAAACGGCUCCAGCUCCAGGGUAUCGGUGGGCGGCCCAAGACAUUUGACAAUAUGUUCCAAGGUCUUGCAGGUAUUGCAAAGGCGGAGGGGCCCAACGGCCUCUACAAAGGGCUGAAGCCUGCCUGUCUCGCAACGCUUCCCAGCACGGGCUCAUCUUACGUCGUUUAUGAAGCCGCCAAAAGCCUUCUGGGUAUUGGUUCCGCUGGCUAGCUCGAUUGCUCUAGAGCUACUAUGGGUCCACAUGAGUAACCUGGACGUGGGGAUGUUGCGCUGGGAUGUUGGCAAUGUCAAGUAUUCGUCUCGCCGGGCCUGCGCCGGACCCCUUAGUCCAAGCCACAACGGGGGUGCAGCGAGCGGGUGCAGCGUAGUCGCUGGGCCUCGUUAGUACCCAGUUGCUAGUCGAACGCGGGAAAUACCAGGGAAAUACGAUGCGUUCUAGUAAAGCCCCCAGCCGCCAGC